AUGCAGGCCCGAGCCCAAAGCCCACAUAGAAAGCGGGCUGGGCUCGGGUCAGGCCUCCCAUAUUCGGGCUGGACUUUGGGCGGAGAGAACUACCGACAUCCAGAGAUUUCUAGAUGGAUCAAGACAACGUCUAUCACCCCGCACUUCAAACUCCUUGAUUUCGAAGAAUCCUGGUGGAAAUGGUGGUGUACAGUCCAGCCACAGGGGCGCCCAACUAGAGACGGUCGUCCGUGCUUUCAGGAGAACAACCAGUUCGAAUGGGAGGAGCUCGACAUAUGGGGGUCGAAAGGCGUGCUUCUUGUCGUCUUGGCUCUUGCAUGGUGGGGUAAAGCGCCUAAGGAAGCUGAGGGCGAUACGGCCCAGAAAUGUUUGUGGCAGGAUGCCGUCCGGGAUGUGGCUUGGGUUUUGUGGGAAUUGGAGGCGAUGCUAUCGUUAAAGAGGGGCUUAGAGAUAGAAGAAGAGAGCGAGAUCACUCGAUCGCGGAGUGCAGAAAAGCGCAAGGCUCAGGAGGGAGAUCUGGAGAAGCUACACCCAAAACGUAUACGACAGAUGCAUCCAGUAAACGGUUACAUGAACUUACCAUCAACUCCAGUUUCGCAACAGUUUCGCCUCACAUGA
Molecule: messenger RNA, 618 nt
Organism: Stereum hirsutum FP-91666 SS1
Lineage: Eukaryota; Fungi; Basidiomycota; Agaricomycetes; Russulales; Stereaceae
Exons: 2
Coding region: 1-618 (205 amino acids)
Source: RefSeq, a predicted model, not a curated record